AUGGCCAGUACAGAAUACUCAGCUUCGGGGUACACCAGUGUGGCCCCACUAUUCACUGAGGUCUUCAGUAUAAACACCCCUGCUGGAUUUGCACACAUGUUUCGAGCUCUGGGUAAGCCAUAUACCGGUCUGAUAUGGUCAGAUGCCGGCCUUGAAAUCGCUACUGAAAAGCUCAACUCUGGUGUCGCAAACGCCAUAACCGAGUUCGACAUCGGCCCCAUGCAGAGCACAAGCUCGUUGAGUCGCAGCCUUAGAGCAGUUCAGAGAAUCAACUGCCCGGCUUUCGGAAGCCGUACUUUAUCCGUUCUGUUUGAUGGAAUUCGAUUUCCAGAUGUCGACUACUGCUUCUAUGUGUCUGAUGGAAAUCUCUAG
Molecule: messenger RNA, 372 nt
Organism: Fusarium mangiferae
Lineage: Eukaryota; Fungi; Ascomycota; Sordariomycetes; Hypocreales; Nectriaceae
Exons: 3
Coding region: 1-372 (123 amino acids)
Source: RefSeq, a predicted model, not a curated record